AUGCAAGUUGUCUACAUAGGACUGCUCCUCUUAGGUGUGACCUGGGCAGCACCAACAUUACAACCUCAGCCUGGGGGAACUCAGCCAGGCUGUGUGGAAGAGCAGAAGAUAAUGCAAAAAGGCCACCACAAGAAGCAUGGGCAUUACAUUUUUAAAUGUGUUUACACACAGUCCGGGAAGAAACAGCAAAGCAUCAUAAAGGAAGAAGAAAAAGAAAAAGAGAACACUGCUCUUGACCAUUCUGCCAAGAAAAGCAAUCAGCAGACAUCAUCUAAAGAAGAUACUGUACAGGAAAGAGAUUUGGCCCUUCUUGAAAUCAACAGAAAGAACCAGAGUGGUAAAGCUCAAAAGCUCUUUGCAAAUAGACAGACACUGAAUGAGGAAUAUAACAACAUCAUUGCCACAGAAGCCGACAAGAACCCAGCAAUGUCCAUAUAUCCUGAACCCGCUGGGGAUAGAGGGCUUAAGGAUGGAGAGGAUGCCGCCAGUAAAUUCCAUGACCAAGAAGAGUACAGUACAGGGCUCAACAGAAAGAAUCUGCAGCAUAGCAUGAGACCUGUGGUGGUGACUGAACCUUUGGGGAAAGAAAAUCAAAAGAGUGAAUCUAGGAAUAUUCUAAGAAACAUUCCAGAAGGUAUACACUAUGCCAAAAUCCACUCAGAAAAUAAAGAUAACCAUCCAAGAGAUACUCAAGAGUGGAAUCACCCCAUAAAAAGCAAGAACACCCGUCAUGCUCAACAAAAUGCUGAGAACCUACAACAGCUCCCUAAAGUUCAGAAGGUCCCCAGUGAUUUUGAAGGCAGUGGUUACACAGGUCUUCAAGGGAGAGGGGACAAUGACAUCAUUGCAUUCAGUGGAGAUGGCCAACCCUUUAAGGACAUUGCUCACAAAGGAGGAGUGACAGAUUCCAACUCAGGACCUGUUGAUGCCCACACUGGGUUUACAGACCCAAGGGAAGCUGAGGUUAUUGAUCCCAGCACAAGGGGAUCAGGUUAUAAUGAGAUCCCAGAGGAAGAACAAAACGGUAGAAAUACCUUUGGAACCAGGGGUCAAACAACAAAAGAAGCCACUGAGGUGAGCGUUGUAGAGGGCAGCAAUGACAUCAUAGGUAGUACCAAUUUUAAGGAACUCCCUGGAAAGGAAGGAAACAGAGAGGAUGCCAUCAGCCAAAAUGCACACCAAGGAAAAUUUGAGUUUCAUUACCCUCAGCCACCCUCAAAAGACAAAAGAAAAGAAGGUAGUGGUGAUGCAACUGAGCGUACACAUUACAACAACAUUCCCAAGAAUGGCAAAGGAAGUAGUAGACAAGGCACAGAGCACUCUGUUAGAAACCGAGUCCACUCCCAUGAAACCCAAAGAUUUUCCAGCAAGGGCAGCGGUCAAGGAGUAGAGAAUGAAAGAACACACAACAGAAAAGAUCAUCAGGUACCUUAUCAACAAAAUAAUAAAGGGAUACCACAAAGGGAAGGCUCUUGGGGUUAUAGAAAAUCACAUCCCAAUAGGAGGGUCAGGUUCCAUAGAAAGGACAGCAGUGAAUCCUCAGACAGUGGUAGUUCAAGUGACAGUGACAGUGAUUAG
This is a messenger RNA of Ochotona princeps (American pika), 1578 nucleotides long. RefSeq names its product matrix extracellular phosphoglycoprotein (gene MEPE). The transcript is spliced from 4 exons. Gene Ontology annotation, cellular component: extracellular matrix. The record is from RefSeq and is a predicted model, not a curated record. Bases 1 to 1578 code for a protein of 525 amino acids. Lineage: Eukaryota; Metazoa; Chordata; Mammalia; Lagomorpha; Ochotonidae. Gene Ontology annotation, biological process: biomineral tissue development. Gene Ontology annotation, molecular function: extracellular matrix protein binding.